Symbiodinium sp. CCMP2456 is the source of this 960-nucleotide messenger RNA. The record is from the annotation of a GenBank genome assembly. Lineage: Eukaryota; Dinophyceae; Suessiales; Symbiodiniaceae.
AUGAGUGCACUUGAGGAACGUGCAGAGGCUGAUGGGUAUGUUUGCCCAGAAGGCUGGACAGAGUCGGAAGGCAGCUGCUUCCGCUACGUGUCUGACCACGGGACCUUCGCUGAAAGCAACCUUCUUUGCAAGGAGCUGCAUUCUUCAGCCACAUUGGCCACAAUUGGGAGUGUGGGGCAGAAUCUAGCGGCUGCCAAGUUGGUCACGGGAAGUGGUGACGCUUGGAUUGGCAAGAGGCUUUACGGAAAUGAAGAGUAUUGGAUGGACGGAAGCUGUUCGACCUAUUCUCCUGGCUUGGAAGUGCCCCUCACAGCGACAGAUGCUUGCGGCCGUAUCUUCGCCGAGGAGCACCAAGUCUUCCCAAAAUGGGGACGCUGGAAUUGCGACCUCACUCGAGCUGUGAUGUGCGGUUUCUCAGUGUCGUCAAGCCAGAACGAGGAAUUCAUCCGGCCGUCCUCAAAUUGCCCAGAAGGCUGGACAGAGUCGGAAGGCAGCUGCUUCCGGUACGUGUCUGACCCUGUGACCACCGCAGAAGGCGAUCUUCUGUGCAAGGAGCUGCAUUCCUCGGCCACAUUGGCCACAAUUGGGAGUGCUGGGCAGAAUCUAGCUGCUGCCAAGUUGAUCGCAGGAACUGAGAACGCUUUCAUUGGCAGGAGGCUUUACGAAGAUGGGGAAUAUUGGAUGGACGGAAGCUGUUCGACCUAUUCUCCUCGCUAUGAAGCGCCCCUCCAAUUGAAUGAAGCGACUUGUGGCCGUAUCUUCCACGACGAGCACCAAUUCUUCCCACAAUGGGGCCGGUGGCCUUGUGAUGGCACCCGACCCGUGAUGUGCGGUUUCUCGAUGUCGUCAAGCCAGAACGGGGAAUGCAGCCGGCAGGCCCCAACUUCGUCGUCCUCUGAGUCCGUGUCUUGGUUCAGUUUCAUCUGUGUUCUCUCCGUGUGGUGCAACAUGCACCGUUAG